AUGGGCAGAGAUACCAGCAGGGCAGAUCUCAGCAGGGCGGAUCUCAGACUUCACAACAUUUACUACAAACCAAAUGUCCACCAAGCCAAUCAUGCAGACACACAAAAGGCCGCCCGCAAUUUGCCAGACCACGUCGAUGCAGUGCGUGAGGGACUUUUGUUUAUGGAAGAGAUGUUACCGGAUGACUGCAAAAAGGUACUUGAGAAAGAGCAUGUUGCGUAUGGCGAUGUGUAUGUCGGACCACGCUGGUGUCUUUGCCCCCCUGAAAAUGCCUUUGUUCAUGUCAAACAUCACGAGCGCAUUCAAGGCCAAUCAAAGUCUUUCGAAAACCUCAAAGAUUGCGAAAACAUUGCCGAGAGUGCACGAAAGAUAGCGGGCGACUCGGUAGAGGAAUGGAUGGCGUUUUGGAAAAGUAAAAUAUUCAUACCAUUCAGUGACGAGGCACUUCAGCAAUCUGGAUUCAGCUCCACAUUAGAUGACUGGUUGAUCUCCGAAAAUAUCUCAUGGAGUAAUUUUGACAACUUCGUGAAAUCAAGUCUUUGGGCGCCCAAGCGUGGACAGCCUAAGCCGGACUUAACUUACGGGUUUCCAAUUCAGAUCUCAACAACAAGCAGCAUGAAAGGAUUUGCGCGAGACGAACUUGCUCAGUCAUUCUCACUUCAAUCUUUGAUGAAACUUGUAGAGCAAGGUAUAGCGUGUGCUCCAACAACUAAGCUCAAGAAAGAAACAGCACUUGUUAGUGGGAGGAGAUGGAAGAACUCUUCUCGAUUGUGUUUUCCUUGGGCCAUUGUGGAAGUCGAGAAAGAUGUUCCAGAUACCGAUGACGUUGCUGAAGAAAGAUGCUUUCGCCGAGCAGCCAAUGCCGCCUCUGCUGCUCUCGAUCUCCAAGCACAAUUAUUUAACAAGGCUCCAGAUGGCUGCUCUUUACAGCCGCCUCCUGUUAUUGCCUUCACAUGCGUCGGUCCCGUUGUCAAGGUUUGGCUCGCAUACCAGGAUAAGUCAAAAGAAUUUGCAAUCCCAAUACAGCGCAUGGUUUGUGUCUGGUCAACGUCGAUUGAAUUGACGUGGGGAGUUGCAUCAUUGCGUGCUAUCAUUAGGAAUAUGCACACAUGGUCCUCACGCCUUUUGAAGCCAAGACUGCAGAUGGCCAUCUCUCAAGUUGUUAAGAUUGUUUACAAAAGUGAACGUAUGGACGCCCAGAGUUCUCUGGACCUUGAGGCUCCCACGCCUACUAUCAAAAAACCAGAAAUCAAUUCCAGGAGCGCCCGGAACAAUCCCCAAGUUAUUUCCCAGCCCCCUUUGCCUGGCUUGUCUGGAUCAGACACCACCAAUAGAGCGGAUAUCGCAAAGGCACCUUCUUCCAAAACUCAUAACGGGAAUGCAAAAUCACCUAAUCUAGCACCCAGAACACAAGAAAACACAAGCAGCCUUUUGAACAGCAAAUCCAUGGAUGAAAUUCGGAAAUCAGGACAGGUCGUACGCAGAUCAGAGAUCAAGAAGGAUCCCAAAGGUGGCGAAAUUUUUGGAUUACCAUUGCCAACGAAAUAUCACUUCAGCAGCGAUAGCAGCAGCAUAGCUUCGACCUCAUUACCGAAACCCAUACCUGAUUCUUCAUUCGAUUCAGUGCUUGAUUCACAACCCAAAGCAUUGUUUUUUGGAUUUGAUUCCAUCAACAACAGUAAAGACCGGUCUUCAAAGAGACCCAGACCACCGAAAAAGGUUGCAUCUAGCAAGACUACACCAAAGGAUGUUGGCAACAAGACCUUUUUGCCGGCAGUCAAAAGCACGGAUGUUUACGAUCUGGUGACUACAUUCGAAUCAACAAAGCUUGAAGUAAUCGAAGAGGACUCUGUUGGGACUGUGAGUGCGACACACUCAAAGCCCGGUCAAAAAAGACAACGAUGA
This is a messenger RNA of Bipolaris maydis ATCC 48331, 1905 nucleotides long. The record is from RefSeq and is a predicted model, not a curated record. Lineage: Eukaryota; Fungi; Ascomycota; Dothideomycetes; Pleosporales; Pleosporaceae.